AUGUCGUGCCUUGAAUAUGGCCAUGCGUCGGGAUCAAAAUCCUGGAUUUAUGGUGGAUUGGCUGUAAGAUUUUGUCAGGAAUUAGGUUAUUAUAAGGAAGAAACAAUGCGUGUCCCGAUACUUGCCGACGAUGGAUCUAUCGAUACUGUUGCUAUGGCAUUACGUCGAAGAGUUUUUUGGAGUUGUUUAUCUAUUGACAAAUUAUCAAGUGCAGGUACACACCGUCCACAGUGUAUUGAAAGAUCUGACUGUGAUACAAACACAGCAAGUAUCUCGGAAUGCCUUGUUUUAAGGGAUCCCAAUUUUCACAAGACAAUAGACGAUAAAUUGAUCACAGACGAUUCAUUGAUGGAUAUUGCUACACAUUACAUGAGGAUUGUGGAAUCGUAUGGUGAAGUCAACCGAUUUAUGAACAGAGCCAAAUCCAAUUCAGCAUCCAUUGUAUGGCCACCUAUUGCCGAAUUUAGAAACCUCGAUAUGCAACUUCGUUCAUGGAAAGAUAAUCUGCCGGAGACAUUUCAGUUCAACCAAAAGAAUUUGGACCAUCAUCGUAAAUUUGCUAGUGGUAAUUAUCUUAAUAUUUGGUUAUCCAGUCAUGCUGUAUGGUGUUCGAGUAUGAUGAUUUUGCAUCGUGGCAGUUUGGCCUUUAGUGAUAUUAAAUCCACAGACUCGAUUGCAGAAGAUUUAUACAGAAGAAUUCAAAAAAGUAUCGAUACAUGUCGCAUGUGCGUAGAUGCUGCUACGGGAAUUUAUGGAGCCAUUAAAGAUCUUUGUGGAUUUAAUACUUUACCUUAUAUGGGUUAUUCAGCCUAUGUAUUUGCCACAGUUCUCAUGACUUCCACCUUUUCUAGCACACCAGAGUCAUGUAGAAAGAGUAGCAGAAGCCUUAAAAUUUUGUAUGACCUCAUCGAUGGACUGCGACCUUAUUGGCCAAUGUGUGAAAGAUUAGCUAAUGCAACACGUGAACUUUUGUCUGUUCAUCAACGACUCUAUCAGGAACAGGGCGUUGAAAAUAAUGAAGUUCGAUACAAUACAGAAGUGAAAGUAGCGUAUCCUAGCCAAGUCUCGAUAAAGUCACGUUCAUCAAGUGCACAAUCCUCACCCAGUAUAUCCAUGUCGCCACUUAAUAUGCAUCGAACAGAGACACCACCCUUAUCCACACUUUUGGGUACAGUAGGAUCCGAAGAACCAGGCUGUAUAUCUCCUUAUCCUCAACCUCAACCACAACAACAUCGAUACAAGACAAAUGACUAUUAUAUGCCAUCCCCACCUCCUAAUACUAUGCCCAACUCACAACCUACGCUGUACGAUCAACAACAAAGACAGCCACAGUCGACAGCACUGGCAUCUACCUAUUCAAAUUGGAAUCGUGGAAACGAGAUUGAUUUUAAUAGUCUGGAAUUUUUAUACGAUACUGGGUUAUUUGGACAGGUUGUGUUUGAUGCCAAUAGUGAUCCAGCAACGGGUACAGUGGAUGGAAAUUAUCCACAACAAGCUACAUACGAAACCAUGAUGCCAACAUCACAAUCCUAUAUGCCAACUUCAAUUCCAUCCGCUCCUAAUCCUGCUGUAUUCCAACCUCUAUUGGCUCAGCAACAACAGCAACAACAAAAGCAGCAAGCGUCACCAACAUCCUAUAAUCCUUCAAAGUCAUUAUGGAAUUAG
Mucor mucedo is the source of this 1665-nucleotide messenger RNA. RefSeq lists its product as uncharacterized. Gene Ontology annotation, biological process: DNA-templated transcription. The record is from RefSeq and is a predicted model, not a curated record. Gene Ontology annotation, molecular function: zinc ion binding; DNA binding. The coding region runs from base 1 to 1665 and encodes 554 amino acids. Gene Ontology annotation, cellular component: nucleus. The transcript has 5 exons. Lineage: Eukaryota; Fungi; Mucoromycota; Mucoromycetes; Mucorales; Mucoraceae.